Molecule: messenger RNA, 2192 nt
Organism: Anastrepha ludens (Mexican fruit fly)
Lineage: Eukaryota; Metazoa; Arthropoda; Insecta; Diptera; Tephritidae
Product: transketolase-like protein 2
Exons: 3
Coding region: 159-2039 (626 amino acids)
Molecular function (GO): thiamine pyrophosphate binding; transketolase activity
Source: RefSeq, a predicted model, not a curated record
CGACACUCUAUCGUCAGUUCGCUCUUGUACGCCAGUCGCUUUGGAACGCUUAGAACGGACGUGGACGCGACGUUGUCACACAUUUUUUUAUAUAUUCUAGCCACUCUUAAAUAUUCAAAGAAUUUUCUCUGUACAUUUUCCAUCAAAAAAGUGUAAAAAUGUCGUACCACAAGCCUGAAGCAAAUACUAUUCAGCUGCUGAAAGACAUCGCUCAUCGUCUACGUAUCGAUUCUAUUACAUCAACACAGGCAUCUAAAUCGGGCCAUCCAACAUCAUGUGCCUCCAUUGCCGAGAUUAUGUCGGUUUUGUUCUUCAACACCUUACGCUUGAAUUUGAAAUUCCCACGCGAUCCAUCAAGCGAUCGUUUUGUGCUGUCCAAGGGUCACUCUGCUCCCAUCCUCUAUGCCGCCUGGGCUGAGGCUGGUCUCUUCCCCGUUGAGGAUUUGCAGAACUUGCGUAAAAUCGACAGCGAUCUUGAGGGUCAUCCAACACCACGUUUGAAUUUCAUCGAUGUCGGUACCGGCUCUCUGGGUCAAGGUGUUGCCGUUGCUGCUGGCAUGGCAUACGUUGGCAAGAACUACGACAAGGCCGACUACAGAACCUACGUGGUUGUGGGUGAUGGAGAGUCUGCUGAAGGUUCUAUUUGGGAAUCACUGCACUUUGCUGGCCACUACAAGUUGGAUAACUUGUGCGUCAUUUUCGACGUCAACCGUUUGGGUCAAUCUGAGCCAACCUCGCUGCAACAUCAGAUGGAAAUUUAUCGCAAGCGCUUGGAUGCUUUCGGCUUUCACGCUUUGGUUGUCGACGGACACGAUGUUGAAGAGUUGUGCAAGGCUUUCCAUGAAGCUUCCAUAACCAAAAACAAGCCUACUGCCAUCAUUGCGAAAACGUACAAGGGUAAAUUCUUCCCCAACAUUGAAGAUUUGGAGAACUGGCAUGGCAAGCCGUUGGGCGAUAAAGCCAACGAAGUCAUCAAGCACUUGGAGGGCCUAAUUGUUAAUAGCAACGCCACUAUUCCACCCAAAAGCCCAAGUAAGUCAAAGCCAGCACCUGUAGUGGACAUCACCAACGUGAAAUUGUCUUCACCACCAAACUACAAGAUGGGCGAGCAAGUUGCCACCCGUUUGGCUUAUGGUACUGCCUUGGCUAAAAUCGCCCAAAACAAUGAUCGCGUCAUCGCUUUGGAUGGUGACACCAAGAAUUCGACUUUCUCCGAUAAGUUGAAGAAGAUAUUCCCCGAACGCUACAUUGAGUGCUUCAUCGCCGAACAGAAUCUCGUGGGUGUUGCCAUUGGUACCGCAUGCCGUGACCGUACCAUUGCCUUCGUUUCAACUUUUGCCACCUUCUUCACUCGCGCCUUCGAUCAAAUUCGUAUGGGUGCCAUUUCACAGACAAAUGUUAACUUUGUUGGUUCUCACUGCGGUGUGAGCAUCGGUGAGGAUGGCCCCUCUCAGAUGGGUCUUGAAGACAUUGCUAUGUUCCGCGCUAUUCCCGGUAGCACCGUGUUCUAUCCCUCUGAUGCUGUCAGCUGCGAGCGCGCCGUCGAAUUGGCAGCCAACACAAAAGGUGUGUGCUUCAUUCGCACAUCGCGUCCCAAUACUGCCGUCAUCUAUGGAAACGACGAAGUGCUCCAGAUCGGUAAGGGUAAAGUGGUGAAGCAAUCACCCAAGGAUCAAGUGCUGUUAAUCGGUGCCGGUAUUACCCUCUACGAAUGUCUUAAUGCUGCUGCUCAACUUGAAAAGAGCGGCGUACAUGCGCGUGUUAUCGAUCCAUUCACCAUUAAGCCACUGGAUGCUGAACUUAUCAUCGAGAAUGGACAGGCUGUUGGCGGCCGCGUUGUGGUCGUUGAGGAUCACUACCAGCAAGGUGGUCUAGGUGAGGCUGUACUGAGUGUGCUGGCCGAACAACGUGACUUUGUGGUGAAGCAUUUGUACGUGCCCGGAGUACCACGUUCUGGCCCACCAAAUGUGCUCAUCGACAUGUUCGGCAUUUCAGCACGCAAUGUCGUGAACGCUGUUGGGGCUGUGCUGAAGUUGUAAGCGAGAAUUUGAAAUUCAAUUAGAAAUUAUAAAAGCUACUGAAUGCUUUAUCCACAUACUUAUAUACAUACAUAUGUACAUACCUAUGUACUUUGAUUUGUAAUAAUUAUUUGUCGUUAAGGAAAACUUAAAAGCCAGCGUUAAAAACUAUGA